AUGCGUUUUACAGCUCCGUCAUCCCUACUUAACGAAAUCCGUCGGGGCCAGUUUGAUAGGUGUUCACCCUACCUCACUGAACCGUUUUCGAAGUCGCUGAGUCUCGCUGAUCCUCGGAAAAUAUCCAUCCAGCGCCGCUUUUCUCUCCCCCAGCGCCUCAUUCUUCCACCCACGUGCAUUCUUCCACUCACGCUCGCCCACGUGGUCCCACGUGAUCUGUUCAGCCGGCACACGAAUUCUCUUCCGCUAAACCACGCACUUCAUCCGCCUCCGCCGUUUACCACCAUGGCGGCGCCCAUUGCGAGGCUUGGACGGCGCGUCGUUUCGCGCGCAGCGCCGUGGCUGGCGGAGACUUCCCCGCUUGGCGGCGCCAGCUCCGUCGCGCGACGGUUUUCGAGCGUCGCAGGCGGCUCUGCGACGUCGGAGAGCCAUGCGACGUCGAGCGAGCUGAUUACUAUGGAGGAGAAGAGCAGCGCACACAACUACCACCCGCUGCCUGUGGUGUUCGCGGAGGCGCACGGCGCGCGCAUCACGGACCCCGAGGGGCGCGAGUACCUGGACUUCCUCUCCGCCUACUCCGCCGUCAACCAGGGCCAUGGCAACGCGCGCAUCCUGGCGGCGCUGCAGCAGCAGGCGGAGCGGUGCACGCUGUCGUCGCGCGCCUUCCACAACGACCGCUUCCCGCUGUUGGCGCGGCGCAUCACGGCGCUGAUGGGGUACGAGCGGGUGCUGCCCAUGAACACGGGCGCCGAGGCCGUGGAGACCGCGCUCAAGGUGGCGCGCAAGUGGGCGUACGAGAAGAAGGGCGUACCUGCUAAUGAGGCGCUGGUGAUAUCAUGCUGUGGGUGUUUCCACGGGCGCACCAUGGCGGCCAUCAGCAUGUCGUGUGACAACGACGCCACGCGUGGCUUCGGCCCGCUGCUGCCCGGCAACCUCAAGGUGGACUUCGGGGACGUCGACGGGCUGCAGCGCCUGCUGGAGGAGCACGGCCCGCGAGUGGCGGCGUUCAUAGUGGAGCCGAUUCAGGGCGAGGCGGGCGUGGUGGUGCCGCCAGAGGGGUACCUGCGCGCCGUGCGGCAGCUGUGCAGCGAGCACCGCGUGCUGCUGCUGGCCGAUGAGAUCCAGACAGGCCUCGCCCGCACGGGGAAGAUGCUCGCCUGCGACCAUGAGGGCGUGCGCCCUGACGUGCUCAUCCUGGGCAAGGCGUUGGGAGGGGGAGUGGUGCCGGUGAGCGCAGUGCUGGCAGAUGAUGACGUCAUGGGGUGCAUCCGACCGGGCGAGCACGGCAGCACGUUUGGAGGCAACCCGUUAGCGUCAUCAGUGGCGCUGGCGGCUCUGGCGGAGAUUGAAGAGGGCGGGCUGGCUGACAGGGCGCAGCGGCUGGGGGAGCAGCUGCAGGCGCAGCUGAAGGCAGUGCAGGCGCGGUACCCCCAGCUGAUCCAGGAGGUGCGGGGGCGCGGGCUGCUGGUGGCGGUGCAGGUGGCGGGGGAGGGGCUGCCGGGGGGCGUGACGGCGCUGGACGUGUGUGUGGCCAUGAAGGAGAGGGGCGUGCUGGCCAAGCCCACCCACAACACCAUCAUCCGCCUCGCCCCCCCCUCACCAUCUCGUGCGUGCCCCAUCCGUCCCCCUCAUGCCCUCGCGCAUUUAUGCCCUCCCCAGCACUCUCUACUCUUUCCUCACCACACCCCGAAUAUCCAAUCCCCCUACACACCUUACCCUCCCCACUGGGUGCAUGGCAGGGAGGAGGAGCUGGGGCGGGCAGCAGCAGCACUGGAGGCGGUGUUGGGGGAGGACAUGCCGCGCCUCGUGGCACAGGCUGGUGCUGCUGGUGCCGACAACAAGACCCACUCCAAGCAGCCCUGCGACCGCUGCGGCCGCGUGCGCUGA
Molecule: messenger RNA, 1887 nt
Organism: Closterium sp. Yama58-4
Lineage: Eukaryota; Viridiplantae; Streptophyta; Zygnematophyceae; Desmidiales; Closteriaceae
Source: the annotation of a GenBank genome assembly